Messenger RNA from Oenanthe melanoleuca, 2078 nucleotides. RefSeq names its product phosphatidylinositol 3,4,5-trisphosphate 3-phosphatase TPTE2-like. The coding region runs from base 400 to 1932 and encodes 510 amino acids. NCBI's taxonomy places the organism in Eukaryota, Metazoa, Chordata, Aves, Passeriformes, Muscicapidae. The transcript is spliced from 19 exons. Gene Ontology annotation, molecular function: phosphatidylinositol-3,4,5-trisphosphate 3-phosphatase activity; monoatomic ion channel activity; protein tyrosine/serine/threonine phosphatase activity. Gene Ontology annotation, biological process: monoatomic ion transport; transmembrane transport; dephosphorylation. The record is from RefSeq and is a predicted model, not a curated record. Gene Ontology annotation, cellular component: membrane; cytosol.
AGAGCCUUCCCACCCUGAAGCAGACGGAACUCAGCCCCACCGUGGCCUGGCCCAGGAAGGCCCGCCGGGGGCCGGCGAUCCCCGCGGGCGGCGGGGCCGUUCCCACGGCAGCGGGCGGCUCCGCCCGGCCCGGCCCGGCCCGGCCCAGGUGCAGCCGGGACAUUUCUGGGCGGCCCGGGGGCGCUGAGGCGUGUUCGUGCUCCGCGCCUCGGCCUCGGCCGGCGGUGAGAGGGGCUGGCCCGGAGGCGGGAAGGAGGGCCGGGGGGGCCAGGAUCCAGCCCUCAGGAAGUUUAACCCAACUUUCCGCUGAGUCCGCGGGGCGCCGGGGGCGGUGUCCAGGCUCGACUUUGAGCCCGGCGGCCGCGCCGAGGUGAGGCCAGCAGGGAAACAACAGGCAAAAUGACAGCUGUGAAAUAUGAACAAGCCACCCAGCCGAGAGAAUCAUCUGGCUCUCCAACAACUGAAGAGGCCACAGUAAAGAUUGAUAAUGGUCGUGAUGAAAAUAAUGGACCAGACAGCUGUUCCAAUGCAACUAGGAGAAAAAUUGCCCCGUUUGUGAUGUCAUUUGGAUUCAGAGUAUUUGGAGUUGUACUUAUCAUUGUGGACAUUAUAGUUGUGAUUCUGGAUCUGGCUAUCAGUGAGAGAAAGAAGAGUACAGAGAUUCCUGAAGGUGUUUCCCUGGCAAUAGCCCUCUUCUUUCUUAUUGAUGUUCUCCUGAGAGUGUUUGUUGAAGGCUUCAGGAACUAUUUCCGGUCCAAACUGAAUAUUUUGGAUGCGUGUAUAGUGGUGGGCACCCUGUUAAUUAAUUUGACGUACUUCUUCUUAGACCUUGAUGCAGCAGGGGAGAUACCAAGAAUGGUUAUUUUCCUCCGAAUUCUGAGAAUUGUCAUCUUGAUAAGAGUCUUUCGUCUGGCUUCACAAAAGAAGCAACUUGAAAUGGUGACCAGGAGAAUGGUCUCUGAAAACAAAAGACGUUAUAUGAAAGAUGGCUUUGAUCUGGAUCUCACUUAUAUUACUGAUCGAAUUAUUGCAAUGUCAUUUCCGUCUUCUGGGAAGCAGUCUUUCUACAGGAAUCCCAUAAAGGAAGUUGCAAGAUUUUUGGACACCAAACAUCCAGACCACUAUAAAGUCUACAAUCUCUGCAGUGAAAAAGGCUAUGACCCCAAGUACUUUCACUACAGGGUGGAAAGGAUCUUCAUUGAUGACCACAAUGUCCCAGCACUGCAGGACAUGCUGAAAUUCACUGCCAGUGUCCGGGAAUGGAUGAGUCAGGAUGAGAAGAACAUUGUAGCAAUUCACUGUAAAGGAGGCAAAGGCAGGACUGGAACAAUGGUCUGUACCUGGCUCAUAGACAGUGACCAGUUUGAGAGCGCAAAGGAAAGUUUGGACUACUUUGGGGAGAGAAGAACUGACAGAAGCACAAGUACGAAGUUUCAAGGAGUUGAAACUCCCUCCCAGAGUAGGUAUGUUGGGUAUUAUGAGAUCCUGAAAAACAAGUAUAACUUGAAACUCCCACCAGAGAGACAACUCAAAAUAAAAAAUCUCAAAAUCCACACUAUGCAUGGAGUUGGGAAGGGCAAUGGAACUGAUAUGAAGGUGCAGAUAAUAACAAGGAAGCAAGUUGUACUACAGUGUGUAUGUGCCAAUCAAAAAAACUGCAAGCUCUUCUUUGAUUCUGAAAGUGACUCUGUAGUGAUUGGCUUGGAAGAUUGCCCUGUCGUAAGUGGUGAUGUGAAAAUCAGAUUUGAAUGCAAUUCUGCUCUCCCAAAAGGCUAUGAUGACUGCCCAUUCUUUUUCUGGUUCAACACUUCCUUUAUUGAAAAUAACAGACUCUACCUUCCCAGGAAUGAGCUGGAUAACCCUCACAAAUCUAAAACGUGGAAAAUCUAUAGUGAGUCAUUUGCUGUGGAGGUGAACUUUAUUGAUCCAUAAGGGAAAUCUGAAAGAAGGGAAACAUGAUGUCUUGCUGUUUCAGUAUAAACUGAAGCAGUGUCAUUUGGAUGUAUUUAAUGUAUUUCUAUGUAGAUACAACAUCUCAAAUAAAGUUACAUGAAGUUCUGUUGUGCAGGGCAAAAAUA